This is a messenger RNA of Piliocolobus tephrosceles (Ugandan red Colobus), 633 nucleotides long. RefSeq names its product ATP-binding cassette sub-family A member 3-like. The coding region runs from base 1 to 633 and encodes 210 amino acids. Lineage: Eukaryota; Metazoa; Chordata; Mammalia; Primates; Cercopithecidae. The record is from RefSeq and is a predicted model, not a curated record. The transcript is spliced from 4 exons.
AUGGUUCUUCUCUGGAAGAAUUUUAUUUUAAAGAGGCGGCGAUGUAUUGCUUUAGUUGUGGAAAUGGUCCUCACAUUUCUGUUUAGUGCCGCACUUUUGGCAGUACGCUCUGUUAUUGUUAUAAAGAAGAACGGACCUUUUGAUUUCGCUGCUCAGCCUGUCGAUAAAGUGCCUUUCUACAUCACAGCUUCCUUAGCUUCUACUUUUCCUUUGGAAUUGGCUUAUGUGCCUUCCAGAAGUACGGUGGUUCAGGGUAUUAUCGAAAGAGUGAAAAUGGAUUUAAACCCCCAAAUGAAAGUUCUAGGCUUUUCCUCAGAAGAAGAAUUUGAAGAUUACGUUGAGGAAGGAAAUAACUCUGAAAAGGUUCUGGCCGCUAUUGUUUUUGACCAUGACUUCAAAAAUAGCAAUGAUCCCCUGCCACUGAAGGUAAAAUAUUACCUGCGUUUUAGUAAUGAAAAGAAGAGCAAUAUGCUGGAAAAUGUUUACGAAGAAGGAAGCUGGUUGACAGAUUUUCUCUUUCCACCUAUCCCUUCGGUGGGACCCAGAAACCAAGAUGAAAAUGGGGGGAGUCCUGGUAAGCAGAUCUUUAUUCUUAAUAUCCCAGUCAUACAGGACGAGCCAUUACAUAUUUAA